Molecule: messenger RNA, 1821 nt
Organism: Medioppia subpectinata
Lineage: Eukaryota; Metazoa; Arthropoda; Arachnida; Sarcoptiformes; Oppiidae
Source: the annotation of a GenBank genome assembly
GUGUCUUAAUUAUACUGUAAAUUAAACUUUUAUAAUAUAUAAAAUAUGGUGAAUAAAAAGCUGAAGGUAUUAUUUGUGCCGAUCUCCGGUGUCGGUCACGUCAAUGCCUGUAUCAGUAUUGCCGAGACGUUGAUAGACAGAGGACACGACGUGUGGUUUACGGUCAACGGCUUUUGGUCGGGAAAACUGACCAAAUAUGGCGUCAAAGAAGUAUUGCUCGACAAAUCCGACUCACCAAUGGAUGCGGACAAUAUGGCCGAAGUGGCCAAACAUAUGGUCACUUCGGGCAAGAUUGGAGGCGAAUCGGCCCUUCAGAAAGCCCGGAGUCGGGGCACUACUAUUGAGUUGAAGAUGAAAUACAUACAGUAUUUAGACGAACAGCUCGAGCGCCUGUUGCCCGCCAUUCGGCCGGACGUCAUAAUUGUGGAUCAGUUCAUGACAUUGCCAUCAGUGGAGUUGUCGGGCAUACCGUGUGUCUGGUCCUGGAGUGCCGGACCACUCGUGAUGGUCGACGAUGAGAGGGCACCGCCCGCAGCAUCAGGACUGUCCGCUGCGGGAGACAAAAGAUUAUGGCAAGAGUUUCGACAAAUCAGACGCAAUGGCACCGCAAACUCGUAUAUGGUGUUCAACGACUGGGUGGUCGGCCGGGGCUGCGAACCACUGCCCGAUUGCGCCCUCAAAAAUUCCAAGAAUUACCUCAAUAUAUACGGCUAUCCCCUGGAGUUGGACUAUCAGGACAUCCGGCCGUUGGGCCGUAAUUUUGUCCGCUUAGAUAAUCUUAAGCGCACCGAACAGUACAUGACUUUUACUGUACCGCCAGAGUUGGCCGCAAAGCCGGGAAAAUUGGUUUACUUUUCUCUCGGAUCGAUGGGUGCGGCGGAUGUGGUAAAUAUGCGCCGACUUGUGGCCAUUUUGGCCAAAUCUCCGCAUCGGUUCAUCGUAUCAAAGGGUCCGUUGCAUAUGGACUACGCUCUGGCCGACAAUAUGUGGGGCGAGGCGUCUGUGCCUCAGAUCCAAGUCCUACCUCUCGUAGAUCUGGUGCUAACACACGGCGGCAAUAAUACGGUCACCGAAACCAUGUUCUUCGGGAAACCGAUGAUAGCUAUGCCUCUGUUUGGCGAUCAAUACGAUAACGCACAGAGACUUCAGGACACGGGCUUUGGUAUACGACUGGACGCAUACAAGUGCUCAGAGAAGGAGUUGUUGGCGGCAAUCGAGAGUUUGCUUAACGACAGAGCAAUUACUGACCGCUUGGCCGAAGUCUCCCGAAGAAUACAAACGGAUAAUAGUUUAGCAAAAUUGCCAAAACUUAUUGAGGAUUUUGUUCAAAACCCCCGCAAAUAUAUUAAAUAUUCGAGUGAAUUAUUGACAGCAAAAACCAGACGAUUGAUCACCGCAUCUGAUCCCAAGACACUGAGACACAGCGAGACAUCGCCACUAAACCCAUCCACAGGUGUGUCCAUCUGUUCCGGAGGGACAGUCACCACACAAAUGAUGUCAUAUCAUCUGAAGAGAGCGCGUAUUGACACCACUCAAGAGCCGGCCGUCUCUGCGGCCGAUCAUCACAACAACGGUUCCAACGGCUCGGCCGGCAAUGUUGUCAACCAUAGGGACAAACUCUUGCAACACAUCCGCGAGCUAUACCUUCGCGAAGACUAUUCGGACGUGGAGUUCGUGUUCGGGCCGGACGUCAUCCACGCCCAUAAGCUGGUGCUGUCUGUGAACAGCAAAUGGCGUCAACUGCUGCGCGGCCAGAGCUCUGUGGACAUGGAGGACACGCCACUCGUGGCGUUCAAAGAGGUGUUGCGCUAUCUAUACAAC